Rosa rugosa (rugosa rose) is the source of this 1682-nucleotide messenger RNA. RefSeq names its product tubulin alpha-3 chain. The transcript has 4 exons. NCBI's taxonomy places the organism in Eukaryota, Viridiplantae, Streptophyta, Magnoliopsida, Rosales, Rosaceae. The record is from RefSeq and is a predicted model, not a curated record. Gene Ontology annotation, molecular function: structural constituent of cytoskeleton; GTP binding. Gene Ontology annotation, cellular component: cytoplasm; microtubule. The coding region runs from base 139 to 1494 and encodes 451 amino acids. Gene Ontology annotation, biological process: mitotic cell cycle; microtubule cytoskeleton organization.
ACCCCAUCAUUGCCUUCUCUUCCACCUCAGGCGUCUUAAUAAACGCCCCGUUUUGGUUCUCUCCGUCUCUGCUUCUCUCUCCGAUCCCGACCUCAUUUCUCCGUCAAAUCUUCGCCGUCAGUUCGUCUUCAACCGAAAAUGAGGGAGUGCAUUUCGAUCCACAUCGGUCAGGCCGGUAUUCAGGUCGGAAACGCCUGCUGGGAGCUUUACUGCCUCGAGCAUGGAAUUCAGCCUGAUGGCCAGAUGCCAAGUGACAAGACUGUUGGUGGAGGUGAUGAUGCUUUCAACACCUUCUUCAGUGAGACUGGUGCUGGGAAGCAUGUGCCUCGUGCAGUGUUUGUAGAUUUGGAGCCCACUGUCAUUGAUGAAGUGAGGACUGGAACAUACCGCCAACUCUUCCACCCUGAACAGCUCAUCAGUGGCAAGGAAGACGCAGCCAACAACUUUGCUCGUGGCCACUAUACCAUUGGGAAAGAGAUUGUUGACCUGUGCCUGGACCGUAUUCGAAAGCUUGCUGACAACUGCACUGGUCUCCAAGGGUUCCUUGUUUUCAAUGCCGUGGGUGGAGGCACUGGUUCAGGUCUUGGCUCCCUUUUACUGGAACGUCUCUCAGUGGACUAUGGCAAGAAGUCCAAGCUUGGAUUCACUGUCUACCCCUCUCCACAAGUAUCUACCUCUGUGGUUGAGCCCUACAACAGUGUUCUCUCAACCCACUCCCUUCUGGAACACACUGAUGUUGCUGUGCUGUUGGAUAAUGAGGCCAUCUAUGACAUAUGCAGGCGCUCCCUUGACAUUGAACGCCCUACCUAUACCAACCUCAACCGCCUCGUUUCACAGGUUAUCUCAUCUCUGACUGCAUCUCUGAGGUUUGAUGGUGCCUUGAAUGUGGAUGUGACUGAAUUCCAGACCAAUCUUGUCCCAUACCCCAGAAUCCACUUCAUGCUUUCAUCUUAUGCUCCUGUUAUCUCAGCUGAGAAGGCAUAUCAUGAGCAGCUUUCAGUUGCAGAGAUCACCAACAGCGCAUUCGAGCCUUCCUCCAUGAUGGCCAAGUGCGAUCCUCGCCAUGGUAAAUACAUGGCCUGCUGUCUCAUGUACAGAGGUGAUGUGGUGCCCAAGGAUGUCAACGCAGCUGUUGCCACCAUCAAGACCAAGCGUACCAUCCAAUUUGUUGACUGGUGCCCCACCGGAUUCAAAUGUGGUAUCAACUACCAGCCCCCAACUGUUGUUCCAGGUGGUGAUCUCGCCAAGGUUCAGAGGGCAGUGUGCAUGAUCUCAAACUCCACCAGCGUUGCUGAGGUGUUCUCACGCAUUGACCACAAGUUUGACCUCAUGUAUGCCAAGAGGGCCUUCGUCCACUGGUAUGUCGGUGAGGGAAUGGAGGAAGGUGAGUUCUCUGAGGCCCGUGAGGAUCUUGCUGCCCUGGAGAAGGACUAUGAGGAGGUUGGUGCUGAGGGCGAGGAGGGCGAAGACGGUGAUGAGGGAGAUGAGUAUUGAGUACUUAUAUCAUCCGUGUCUAGCCAGUUAGAUUGUGUUUCUUAUAGUUGCUAUGUGCUUGUGGUGUGUUUCUAUCAUUUUAGUUUGAAAACUUGAAGCAACUCUGGUGUGGUUAUAUUUGUUCCUGUACUAGACUUCUGUGAAUGUGGCUUUGCUGUUAUAUUCAGAGCUUUAAUGUUGAGUGUUCA